UCUUAUUAGUCAGUCCAGUUCUUCUUCUUCUUCUUCCAAGGGCUUUUUGAUCUAUGAAUCGGACUUUACAAGCUCUUAAACUCGAAACCAACUUGGUGGGUCAUCUCAAAACCGGAUUUUUCCAUCUGGGUCGGGAUUGAAACCUCAAGAAACGUUUUCGAAAUCUUGGAUUUGCUGUGAUUGGCAAAAGAAAAAAGAAGUCUAAGAAUGGGCGGUAGUGAACCAGCAGUACUGAAAUUCUGAGUUGGAUUUGCAUUCUGGGGCUGGGUUAGAUUGAGGUAGUUCGUUUUUCUUUAAUGUGGUGGUUUUCUUGACGAGUUUAAAGUGAGUUCGUGGUCAUGGCUCGGCGUCAUGGAUGGCAACUACCAGCACACACAUUUCAGGUUGUGGCUAUAACGGUUUUUUUCUUGCUCUCUGUUGCAUAUUAUGCCUUCUUUGCCCCAUUUCUUGGCAAGGAAAUCUUUGAAUAUGUGGCUGCUGGUGUUUAUUCUGUAUUGGCACUCUCUGUAUUCAUUCUUUAUGUUCGAUGCACAGCUAUUGAUCCUGCCGAUCCUGGAAUUCUGCUUGAAGCUGACAAGACAUCUGUUUAUAAAGCACGCAAUGACACAGGUGGGAAUGCAUCUGCCAUUGAAGAACCCAUCAAGAUAGGAUUAAAGGAUGGAGGAAGAUCUCGUAGGCAUAGUUCGAGUUGUUGUUCAAAACUUGGAGGUUUUUUUUGUGGUUUUCUUGUAAAAGAAGAUUGCCGCAGAGAUGAUCUUCUACAGCAACAACCUGGAGAUGAGGAUGCUUUAUUUUGCACAUUGUGUAAUGCUGAGGUACGUAAGUUCAGCAAACAUUGUAGAAGUUGUGACAAAUGUGUCGAUGGAUUUGAUCAUCAUUGUCGGUGGUUGAAUAACUGUGUGGGGAGGAAAAAUUAUAUGACAUUCGUGUGCCUUAUGGCAGUGAGCCUUGUUUGGCUUAUUGUUGAAUGCGGGGUUGGCAUUGCUGUGCUUGUCCGGUGCUUUGUUGAUAAAAAAGGUACAGAGAAUCAGAUAGCUGAGAAACUUGGAGUUGGAUUCUCCAGGCCGCCCUUUGCUACUGUGGUGGCCUUAUGCACAGCUGUUUCUUUUUUGGCCACUGUGCCUUUGGGGGAACUAUUCUUUUUCCACAUGAUUCUGAUUCGAAAGGGUAUUACCACAUACGAGUAUGUCGUUGCCAUGAGAACACAAAGCGAACCACCUGGACCGUCUCUAGAUGGCGGUGAUCAACAAAGUCUGGCAUCAUCACCAACCAGUUCAGCUGUGACUGCUAUAAGUGGCAAAAGCUCUCUUGGAAUGGGCUUGCAAUAUAAAGGUGCUUGGUGUACCCCUCCAAGAAUCUUCAUGGACCACCAGGAUGAGAUUAUACCACAUUUGGAGCCUGGACGCCUACCCUCGACGGUGGAUCCAGAUGCAGUGCAGUCAUCUGACAUGGGGAAAAGAUUACCCCAGCGUCCGGUCCGAAUCAGUGCAUGGAAACUUGCUAAAUUGGAUUCUAAUGAGGCAAUUAAAGCGGCUGCAAAAGCUAGAGCAUCAUCAUCUGUGCUUCGUCCACUUAGUUCUCGACAUCAUCCAUACGAUGUUGAUCAUUUAUCCAGUAGCAAUGUGAGUGGAAGAAGCAGUCCAAUCAGUACUGAUCAAGGGUUUCACAAUAGAAAUGCUAGAGCUGGAACAUCGAGGUUAUCUCCUCCCAAAAGCUCAUAUCCACCCAGUCUUGUCAGCAAGGAAGAUAGUGAAACAUGCCAUCAUAGCAUUAGUAACCUUAGCAGUCCUCAACUCUCUAACGUUACACCUUCACGGUUGGAGCAGCAAACAGUCAACGUAGAUCACUUCAAUCCUAUUUAUCAAUCAUCGGCAGAUCAAUCUCCUUCAUCAAGGAGACAAAGUGAACAAAAUGAAAAUCCAGUUCGUGAGAAUGUGGCACGAAUGCCUAUGAGAAAUAACAACUUGGGUGUUGCAGAAAACACGAGAUCUUCAGUCUACUGGGAUCAAGAGGCUGGGCGUUUUGUUUCUUCGUCUUCGAGAAGUUUUGGAUCAGAGCUAUUGUACACAGGUCAAUCAAUAUUUUUUGGUGGCCCUGUUGUGAAUGAACAGCAGCCCAGAGGAUCAAGAAAUGGCAGCAGCUCAGGGUCUGCUAGCCUGGAUAGAGGUUCUACAUCAAGUUACUAUCAGCAGGGUAGAUCACAGAGGGGAGGCCAGCUUCCUGUCUUUGUUCCAAGUGAUUCCCGACAAAACCAGUUCUCUUCUAGAUUGCCUUGAACAACAAGCCACUGAUUUCUUUUUCAGAUAUACAGAGCUAGAGCCUGGAUUUUUUUUUUUUUCAAUUUAAUUUUGAUUUUACCGUUAUGUGCAGCUCUUGGAUUUUCUGUGCCAUGUUGCUAAGCUGUGGGUUAACACAUUCACCAUUUCAUUCCGAGGGUAGAGGGUUUUAAUUUCUAACAAUUAUGAUGACUGGAUCUGGGAUUUGUUAACCAAAUGCAUAGAUUGGCUUCGUUUGUUGA
Corylus avellana is the source of this 2518-nucleotide messenger RNA. RefSeq names its product DHHC-type zinc finger family protein. Gene Ontology annotation, biological process: peptidyl-L-cysteine S-palmitoylation; protein targeting to membrane. Gene Ontology annotation, molecular function: protein-cysteine S-palmitoyltransferase activity. The record is from RefSeq and is a predicted model, not a curated record. Gene Ontology annotation, cellular component: endoplasmic reticulum; Golgi apparatus. Lineage: Eukaryota; Viridiplantae; Streptophyta; Magnoliopsida; Fagales; Betulaceae.